UGGUCGAGGAGGCAGACACACCAUGCUCCGGGGUGGUCGACACACACCGCUUAGCUGAGCUAGUGUCGGCCAGACUGCCGUGGGGGGAGGACGUGCGCGCCCUCGCUCCGCUACGUAUAAGUCAUAGAGAUAGAUGUUAGCGCUAGAGGUUUUUUUUUUUUUUUUAGUUCUUGCCUAUAGUGAAGAUAAGCAUAGAAUUUAGAGAAGAAAAAAAAAUAAUAAUAACAAAAGUCAGAAACUGUACACACACAAGGAGCCGGAGCAACAUCUCAUUCUUGGUGCUUGUGAGGAAAGUCAUUCAUCAGCAGACAAGAAUGAAGACUUAAAGUAUGUGUAUAUAGCAAGACUACGACUACAAGAAGACUAUUACUACUACGGACUAUCACCGACGACAAUCUACCAUCUUCUCUACCUCACCCCUCCUCUACGCCUACAACAGGAUCAUGAGCGUAUAAUGGAGGCUACAAUGUUGUGGUAAGGAGGCUAUGUGGUGUGGCGGGUAUGUGUGGUAUGCUGCCCAUCAGUGUCUCGGAUCCGGGUAGACUGUGAGACUGCACGCGGGAACUACUUCAACACCCAGGUGGUGCCGGACAGCAGGCAGUGUGCGGGUGGGGGCAGCUGACGACGCCGGGACACAACAGCAGCAGGGGGCAGCAGAGGGACCGUCAUGGAGGCCAUUAAAGUUGUGACGCCACACAAACUCUCCCUGUUGGUCAGGAGCGACAAGGCGCUCAUCAUCGACAGCCGGACGUUUUGUGAGUUCAAUACCUCCCACAUCCUCAACUCUAUUAACGUCUGGUCCUCCAAGAUCAGGAAGAAGAGACUCCAACAGGACUCGAUCUCGGUGCACGACUACCUGCAGCAGGCGUGCCAGGUGGGGGAACUACACGAGGGGCUGGACAUCAUCGUAUACGACCAAAAUGCCAUCAGCCUCACCUCCAUCCCUCAAGACUCCUUCCUUCACGUCCUCCUCAACAAGCUGGGGCGAGCCUUCCCCUGCGUCUACCUCCUGGCCGGGGGUUUCUUGGAGUUUCAGGCACGGUUCCCGGAGCUGUGCGAGGACUCCAGCAACAAGUGUACCCCGCUCACCACACAGUCGCAGCCUUGCCUCUCCGUGUCCAAUGUGGGCCCCACCCGUAUACUACCCUUCCUCUACCUCGGCUCACAGCACGACGCCAACAACAAGCAGCUUCUGUCUGAUUACAACAUAUUAUACGAACUGAACGUCAGUGUGUCGUGUCCCAAGCCAGACUUUGUUCAAGACUCCUACUUCAUGAGAAUCCCCGUAAACGAUAACUUCAGUGAGAAACUCCUCCCAUAUUUUAAUGAUGCCUUCAAUUUUAUUGAUAAGGUUCGUGAGUCCAGUGGAUGUGUGUUGGUGCACUGUCUGGCAGGCAUCUCCCGAUCUGCUACUGUUGCAAUUGCUUAUGUUAUGAAGCAUCUCUCACUUCCCUUUGAUGAGGCGUACAUGUAUGUAAAAACAAGAAGACCAACCAUCUCCCCAAAUAUUAACUUUGUAGGUCAGUUAGCAGAGUUAGAUCGACAAUUAAGGCGAGACACGGGCCCAAGAGAUCCUUCCUCCGCCCCGAUCUUGUACCGCAGUCAUGAGUCUCAUCACUCCUCCACAUCAGUUUCUUCAUCAUCGACGGCUUAUGCGUCCAGUUUCCUCGAGAGACACGCCUGUGCCGGGGGACAGACUAAUAUGCCUAAAUCUCUCAGUCUUAACCUGCGAUCAACACUGGAGGCCGUACCAGCGUCUCCAUCCUCUACGCCCCACACACCAGACAUGUCCCCCUCCACUGCACUUGCUCGUCUCAGCUUUGCUUCUGCCUUAGAUGAGCUUCGUGAUGAUGGUCUACCUAUUACACCCAAAUGUUCAUCUCCGGUAACACCAAUCUCAAGUCUACCUCCAUCAUCUCCAAAAACAACCGUCAUAAGGGAUACAACAGGUUCCCCAAUUUUCAGCUUUAGAAGAGCUUCUGAGUCCUCUUGUCCUUCCUCUCCUGCUUUCAACUCCUUCUACAAAAGUAAAGAGGUGUCUAGUCGGACUAGCAGUGACUACAAAAGUGAGGCUAAGGUUACGUCCUUAAAAGAAAGCUUUACAUCUAGUGAUAGCAUUAAGAGUACAAGCGGGUCAACCAGCAACUAUUACAGUAGUGCCACAUUUAAUGUUGGUGCUGCCGAAGCAGGGAGAGAAAAGAUAGGGGAAAGAGGGACUAGUGUUGUCAAAACCAACAGAUUAAAAGUAGAGGAGCGAGGAAAUGCUUCUCUGGAAACGGGAAGAGUGAGAAUAGAAGAAAAGGAUAGUAGUUCUGUUGAAACAGGAAGAGCAAGAGUAGAAGAAAGAGGAGGCAGAACUUGUGGGGCUGGAGUGGCAAGAUUAGAGGAAAAAGGAAGAGAUGAGAAAACAGUCAGACCUUCAUCUUCAUCUACAUCAUCAUUCUCACGUCGUUGCAGCGACAGAGAGAGUCGUCAAGUAUCUGUUUGUGUAAUUGAUGUGAAGAGGGAAGCAUCACCUGUUAGCUAUGUCCGCAGUGAACCCCUGGUUGUACGGGAAACUCAGGUAAUUGCCACGCCAUGUAAUGCAAUACCUGAAGUUAGAUCAGUGUUUGAAGUGCAGAUAGAAGAUGGCAAGCAAAAGGAAGAACAUAUUAUGAUUCCAGAAAAGACAAUACAAGUACUGAAGAAAGGCUCUAGAGAUAAUCAAUGGAGUUCUCUUGAUGAGAAACACAGAGAACUUGAGGAAUCCAUCCUAAAUAUUGAAAGGUGCCACCCACAACGUGAUAAAGUACCCCAACGGCCCCGAGAGGUGAUAGUGCCCAUCCAGUUAACUGGGGCUCGGGAAGAACGUCCCAGAGUGCUAGAGCUGAGUGUUUCUUGUAGCCACCAAAAGCAGCUGCAACACCCUGCCACCGCUACUGCAGCAUGUACUGCUCCUGAACCUACGAGUGGUGUCUGGUUACCAGUGAGCCCUCAGGAGGCUGCUGUGGCUGGGCCCCCUGCAGCCACCCCCAACUCACCCAGUUCCCCAGGAGUACAACAGAGUGAUUCAGGUAUAAUAGUAGAGGAGGAGAGAACACAACUCCCUCCCAAUCCUCAGCGUCUACCCAGAUGUUAUUCUUCCAGCGAAACUCAUCUCAACACUCGUCGUCUACUGGAGCAUCGUAAUCCAGACUUUACCACUAGAAAAUGUUCCAGUUAUGACGAGGUUGGAAGGGCCUGGCCACACAGCCUGAGUCCCCAUCACCAACAGCAUCAGCAGGGAGUGGGUCGUGAAGGUACUACUUGGUUGGGUCCCUGGGAAUUAGCACGGAGCGACAGCGUCUCGACCAGCGGGUUCGGCUCGGAGAUCUCCGACACCGAUUUCCUUCAUGAUGACACCCACUCUACUACAACCCAAGAUGAUGCACUUGGACCCUAUGAUGCAGUGUUUGCAGAUGUAUUUCCUGGUGGUGAACAACCACAGAGACAACCACAGCCAACCACACCCAAAACACCACGACCAGCAAGCCUCCCAGGGGUCACUGGGGCUUAUUUCUCACAGUUUGAGGCCAACACUGACCCUGGGCUGGACAUGGGUGUGGAUAUGGGCAGUGGUGGAGUAGAGUUGCGCCGUAGUGGAAGAGGUCGCAUGGGCGUGGAGAAGAAGGACUCGGGCUACUACUCCUUUCUCACCGAACACCCGCCAGUCAGCCCGCGCACAAUGGGGGAAGGUGUCCGCCAUACUACCACUGUGCCCUGCCCCAAAGAACGUCCAAGAGAUCUUCGACUCCAAAUUGGCAACAUAGUUGGUCCACCCACUCACGAUACCCCAAAAACCACAAUCACAGUUACCCAUAUUCCAACUCAUACCCCAACUGGGGAGACCAGAACAUCCCCAGAAAAACGUAUGACUCCGGAGAAGAGAAAAAGUCGCGGUAGCAGUACAGAAGAAAAUGAGGAGAAGAGGAGGAGUUGUGAGGCAGAUACCCACCAGUGGACACCACCAAGACAGUCCAUCAGCAUUGGCUCAGGUGUUCGGAUGGCUCAGGAACUCCUGCGCGGUGUGGAGCAGCUGCUGGACUCGGAGAUGGGAGAAUUGCGCAAGCGAACAGCUGCAAUGUCGUCCCGUAUACGUCUCCUGGGCAGGAGUGAUAGUGCAUCUGAUAAUGCAAGCAGCAUCAGUAGUCCAAGCAGCAGUGGGAAUAGUAGUACUAGUGGUAGAAGCAGUAGCAGUGGAAAAGGCCCCAAUGUCCAUACUACUCACAUCAUUGUUACCACAUUAGAAAAUGAUGAGCCUUCAAAUGUCAAGACCAUGAGAAACAUGAAACCAAGUCCUUCACAAGCUCACAAGUAUCCUGAGCCAGCACCGGGAACUCUUAUUGCAAGUCGUGCUCGCAGUGAGCCUCCGUUUUCAGGAGAAGAGGGUCUCUAUCGUGCACGGUCCUGUCCUGGUCUACCCAGACCAAAUGGAAGUUGUGAAGGUAAUGAAACAGUUUCAGCCUUAGUGCCAGAUUUACAGCUGGUACGUCUUCGUGGGUCACGUCCGCAAGCAUCGCGGGAAAAGUUUUUUAAUCGCUAUUCCUGUGGAGCUCUAGAUGCCCGCCAGCCACCGUCUGCCUCAGCAUUUGAAUCCUGUCCGGACUUUGGAAACUUGCGACAGUGCGUCCGUGAAGGGGAUUCAAUUCACUCCUCUUCCUCCUCCCUCUCUUCAACUCACUCCUCGUUUACACGACUUCUUCAGGUAUCAUGAGAUAUUCUAGCCAAGGAAUUUCAGCUGUAUAUUAUUUUGAGGAGUGAAAAUCUAGUGAAAAGUGUUUGGGCAGAUGUAACAUUCUUUUCAAUAACUGAAAUAUUGAGAUUAUUUAUGAAAGGGUGGACAAGAAUUAAAACCUCAGAAAAUAUAUCAAACUGUGCUACAAAAGUUAGAGAAGUGAAUGGCAGCUCAGCCCACCGCACCAGGAAGUGAAUUGUAGUGGCCAGUUCACGUGUUGGUGAUAAUGCUUUUGUACAAAAUACACCACCCAAAUGACUUCAAUGUGAUGGAAUUUUUGUUCCUAAAUAUGACUUAUAAAGUGCUGCACUCAAUGUCUUAAUAUAUUAGUUUCAAAAGAACAGAGAAUCCAGUUUUAGUGGCUCUUUGGUUCUGAUGUCGGCACACAAAUGUAGAUUUUUCUCUGUACAGUAGCAAGGGUCCCCACACGCUAGUCGCCUGCGGAACUGUGGAGUCGAGGAGUUCUCUUGUAGCAUUGUAUGGUAAUUGGAACCGAACUUUUUUAAUUUUGAGCCGUUUAAGUCUGUGAUUUGGAGGAAUAUCUCCCGAUGAAAUUUGUAACAUUAAAGAUUAUACACCUACGAUAACUACACCAAGUUACUCCUUGAUUAGUGUGGUAUUAUUUUAUGUUUGAUUGGUGGCAUUAGCAAGAUAUACAUUGGGUUGUUGUUAAAUAAAAACAAACAAUACAGUUAACUUCUUGAACUCCGAGGUCGUGGUCUGCAAAUAUCCUCACUCGUUACUUAACUUACUACCAGUUAAUUGAGGGGGCCCAUGUUAGUACCUGUAAAUACCUAGAAUAUAUUUGAUUCACUUUAAAUUAUUAAACUUGAUUGGAUUUACCUUAGUGACUCAGGCAGCAAGCAGUAUGAUGCUGAUGUUGUAUAUAGAUACUACCUAGGUUACUAAUUUUAACAGUAUGGUAAUCAUUAAGUUAAACUAUCAGGUUUACAUUAGAGACUGACCUGUGAAGCCUGAUGAUUGACAGGGAAAAAGUAUUGACCUGAUGAUUGGCAGGGAAAAAAAGUAUUGACCUGAUGAUUGGCAGGGAAAAAGUAUUGACCUGAUGAUUGACAAGGAAAAAAGUAUUGACCUGAUCAUUGGCAGGGAAAAAGUAUUGACCUGAUGAUUGGCAAGGAAAAAAAAAGUAUUGACCUGAUGAUUGGCAGGGAAAAUUGUUGACCUUGGUGAUUGGAAAUGAAUACUAUUGUGUUGGUAAUUAGGAAAGAAUGUAGUAUUGGCCCAAAUAUUUGUAAGGAUAUACCGGUAAGUAUCGACACAACAACAAUGAUAAAGGGAAAAAAGUAUUGUUGUGAUUAUUGGAAAUAUUUUACUACUUGUAUUAUUAGAUACAAUAUUCAGAGUUGAAUUUGAUAAAUAAUGUAAGCAAGAUUUAAGAUUAUACCGUGAAUUUAAUUUUGGUAGACCCUGUUGCCAAAGGCCGUUUCAUUUUCAGUGUGAAUGUCACCCAUGCAACACAUGUUCUGAAGCAGUACUGUAGUAAAGUAUAUAAAAAUCAAAUCAAAUCACAGUACAAGAUAUGUUAGAUGGUGUAGAUGAUGAAGUAAUUUAUGCAUCAUGUGAAUCACCUCCCCCCCCCUCCCCCACCCACCCUAACAGUACAGUAAUAAUUCAGUCUCGAAGGUGAAUUUGAGUCGUGUGUUUUUAUUUUAAUUUGCUAUAUAUAUUUCCCUCAAGAACUUACACUUUAGAAAUAUAUUUAGAGCUGUAAUAUGACUAGAGUACCUCACACACAGUCUGGACACUCACUGUAGUAAUAAAGCUGUACACCAUAUCCAUUUUUGGACAUAUUUUCACACUGAAGAGAUUACCACUGGUUGUUUUAGUUCCAGCUGUGAAAUAGUAACUGCCUAUAAGUAUCAAUUGAUGAGAGUGAAUGAAUUUUUCACUGUUUUCAAAAUAGGGAAAACAAUUAUAUUCCUGACAUUAGUCUUAAAACAAAAAGGUGACAUAUCAUGAAUGAAGUAACUGGUAUCACAACACAUUUUGUGACAAAGAUUCCCCAAGUUUGAGACAGCUUUAAAAUUAGAGAGUAUUGUAUUGUUAUAAUUUGUUCAUUGUUGCAGAGCAGACUUUGUUAUUCAGUUUAUAACAUUUCACCAGCCUUUUGCCUGAUAAGAUACAGUACUGUACAUAAGUGUCAACAUUUUCCCUGAGGCAUCACCCCUCAUAGCCUUUCGUCUAAUAAUCACACACCAUUCUGUUGGCCUCUCACAGUUGACGUUUAGAAUGUGUGUAUGUUCGUAUUAACGGAAAAAUGUUAAGGAGAAAUUGUUGUCAAAAGUGAAAAAAGUGAUCAUCAGACAAAUGUUUGUCUCAAGUAUUUUCCAUAAAACAAUCAUCAGUGCUAAUAUUUUAAUGAAGUAUUAAUUUACAACAUUAGCAAGUACUUAAACAACAUUAAGGAAUAAUGAAAAAUAUAACUACAGAGUUGCAGUACACACAAGUCACUCUUGCUGUGUACAGUACAGUACAGUACUACAUGUAAGUUACUUGUCAACAUGCUCUGUAUUCUGGUGCUCUCUUUCCUAGAUGUCCAGACAAACUUAUCAAUACAGUAUAUUGCAGAUCCAGUCUUAUUACCAGGAUCACAAAAUUAUAACAUAUUUGUUCAACCAAUUGAUUGAUAAUAACUGAUCAUAGUUCAGUACAGUAUGAUAAUUUUGACUUUAUUCCAGAAUACAAACAUAGACAAUGGCAAGAACAGUCAUGAUUAUUUUCAUCUGCUUUGCUAAACAUUUACUGUAGUUAAUUUCUGAUGUGUAAAAGGUCUUAUCAUUUGUGUAUAAAGCAUAGGUUAUUGGUCACCAUGGUUACCAUAUUGUAAUAUUAAGUUUAUUUUAUUAUUUUAUUUUUGCGUGGGAUGGGUUCUAAGAGACGAGAGCAAAAUUCAAAGAAAAUGUUUGAAUGUUUGUAUAUAUUUGUUAAUUAUGCAAGAAUAACAAUUUGCUUUUGUUAAUAGAUGAAAUAAUUUGGCUGUGAGCUUUGAAAUAUUGUUUCAUGGAGUAGUAUUUCAAACUGUGGAAUUGGUAAGCUGCACUUUUUAUCAUUUCAUGAAAAAAUUUUGAUUAUAAUUUUAUUGAUUGAGCCUUUAUGAUUGUGUAAAGUAUAAGUUUAUAGUGUUAACUUGUGGAGGCAUCGAUGCUUCAUGAUGCCGGCGACUGUCAUGCUGGACACAACGUAAUAUUUGAGGUCCUCCCUCGCACUAUAAAGUGAUCAUUACAAUCAGAUUUAAAAGUACAAUUUACUUUUACAAAUGAAAGUCGUUUUAUAACUUCAAAUAUUCACCGGUAAAUACAGUAUACCAUCAUCAUGAUAUGGUUAUGUACAAAAGUUAAUAUUUGUUUUGUACUUGAAAGAGAUAAUUUGAUGUGACAGCAGAAUUAAGAUUGCUUUAUAUGUUGAUAAUUAGGAUCAUCUUCUUCUCUCUGUCAUUUAUUACUAUUUUUCAUCUCUUCUCUUUUGCAUUUUGCAGACUAUAGAGGCUAUGCUUUCAAAGAUCUAUUGACAUUUGGCAUUAAAGAUAACAUGUGAGGCUUUACACUAGGUUUAAGUACUUACGGUGCCGAGUAUUAACACACUCCAGCUGCGUCACCUUUUGGCAUAUCAUCCAAGAUAGUAAGUUUUAUGCCAAUGUUGUAACUGUGCAGAUUUCUUUGUCUUCCAUCACUUUAUUAUUGCAAAGAAAUUCAGUUAAUGGCUAUUAUCAGCAAAGACAUUACCAAGAACAGCAUUAAGAUCACUCGUUAUCAAUAAACAACAAUGUUGGCAAAAUAUUAUUGAGCUCUGCCACAUGUUGUAUAUAAUUGGGAUACAUCUCUAAACUGAAAUACUGUAUAAUUAAUGUACAGUAUUUAUAUCAAGGAAGGUUAUUUAUAACUCAUGUUUCAAAAACAGUAUAUCAUGAGACACUCAAAUUCUAAUGCUGGUCAUAAAAAUGCAAACCGCUGAGCUUGUAUGUACUUGGUAAUGUAAGGGCAGGAAUGGCUAUGUGGUGGUAGUUGAAAAAAAACCUGGUUAGUGAACCGUCGUAUAAGUUGAUACGCUUGUUUUGUGUGCGAGGAAGAGCCAGCCAGCCGUCCAGCCUGAGACCUCCGCGUUGGUUAUCUUUAAGACCUUAAAAGGGUAUUAUGUUGGGAGUACAGUAGUGAAGCUUUUAAAUACCCAAGUAGGAAUUGUGAAUACUGAGAUUAUUUUCCUUACAAACUGUAGUAUCACCAUUGUUAUUCUCCGAUGUUUUAAUUCUGUGGUAAUUUCAUAUAUUCCCAGCCAAUAGAUUUUCUAAACUGUUUUUGCUGUAUUUGUGAUAAUUUUAGUGAUGCGGUUUUGAUUAUGGUAUUUUAUAACAUUACAAAAUCACGCUUAAUUUUUACGGCAUCGCAGAUUACUACUUAACAGUUGAGAAUGUUCCUCAAAUGAUCACAAGUCGGUCAUUGUGCCAAAAAACAAGUAUGAAGACUCCAGAGUCAACUCCCAAGAUACAUAUUCUUUAAAGUACUGUAGUGCUAAUACUCCAAUUUGAUGGUUGUUACAUCAGCUGAACAAAGGAGAUGGGAGAUUGGAUGCAUAGCAGGUCAUCACAAGUGAAAUACAGUAAGCAUAAAUUGUACUGUUGAUAUGCACAGUUGUAGUGUAAGACCUGCCUGCAGUUGCAAAGCACAAUCAAAUAAUAUAUCAUUACCAUGUUGAUAUACAGAACUUAUUAUGGUGGGUUACUCAUUCCCAUCUGCACACUGUUGCAUUUCAUUAUUUAUGUGGAUGAUGUCCCCAGUAACUUGGAUACUUGCUCCCUUACUGGCCUUGACAGCUCCCUCUCCUGUCGUGACAUCUUUGUGGACUUGUCCUCAGCCAAUUAGCCUUCUGUUUACCUAAUCUUAAACCAUCAGUUAUGAAGCUUUGAUAUUCCUGAACCUCUUUGAAAAUUGUCAUCAUAUAUUUUUACUCAUUCCUAACCACCUUAGAAAUUCUCUCUUAAAAUAACCUUAGUCACUGCCCCCAAUAGCAUAAUUUGUCACCGUAAUUAUUUCAGCCAUUAAGUUUCAUUAACACAAUAUCCCCUUUCAGUGACCACUAGUACUGUACUACCUAGUAAUUAUGUUGAGGCUCAGUUUGUCCUGCACUGUUAUGGUUAACACAUACAGUAAUAAACUUUUGACUGGUUAAAGAUACUGGUAAAUAAAACGUUACAUGACAAA
Homarus americanus (American lobster) is the source of this 9969-nucleotide messenger RNA. RefSeq lists its product as uncharacterized. Bases 668 to 4732 code for a protein of 1354 amino acids. The record is from RefSeq and is a predicted model, not a curated record. The transcript has 14 exons. Gene Ontology annotation, biological process: protein dephosphorylation; negative regulation of MAPK cascade. Gene Ontology annotation, cellular component: cytoplasm. Gene Ontology annotation, molecular function: protein tyrosine/threonine phosphatase activity; MAP kinase tyrosine/serine/threonine phosphatase activity. Lineage: Eukaryota; Metazoa; Arthropoda; Malacostraca; Decapoda; Nephropidae.